This is a messenger RNA of Colletotrichum karsti, 807 nucleotides long. RefSeq lists its product as uncharacterized. Gene Ontology annotation, molecular function: methyltransferase activity. The record is from RefSeq and is a predicted model, not a curated record. The transcript is spliced from 5 exons. NCBI's taxonomy places the organism in Eukaryota, Fungi, Ascomycota, Sordariomycetes, Glomerellales, Glomerellaceae. Bases 1 to 807 code for a protein of 268 amino acids.
AUGCAGCACCACCUGUUCCUUCGGACCCUGGACGACGCCCUGGGCCUGGCACCGCCCAACUACGACAACUCCAGAUUGAAGCGCGUGCUUGACGUUGGGACUGGCACCGGAAUCUGGGCAAUCGAUUUCGCGGACGACCACCCAGAAGCGGAGGUUAUUGGCGUCGACUUGUCGCCGUCAGCGCCAGAGUUCAUUCCUCCUAACGUUAAGUUCGAGAUCGACGACAUCGAGGAGGACUGGACGUGGUCACGGCCUUUCGAUUACAUCCACAGCCGUUUCAUGAACUCGUCAAUCUCUGAUUGGAGGGCAUAUAUUCAAAAGGCAUACAAUCACCUCACACCUGGCGGAUAUUUCGAACUUCAGGAAGUCGACCUCAACCCUCGAUCAGACGACGGCACGCUCAGGCCAGAUUCUGCACUCAGCAGAUGCAUUGCAUUCAUGGGAGAGGCCUCGCUGAAACUUGGGCACUCGUAUCAAGAGGUUCAGGCUCUUGUUCCGAUGCUCGAGGAAAUCGGCUUUGUUGAUGUCAGGCUUUAUCUGUUCAAAUGGCCGAUGAAUCCCUGGCCGAAGCUUCCGAAGUACAAGGAGUUGGGACAGUUGAACCAUGAGAAUACCAUGAUUGCCAUUGAAGCUUUGACGAUGGCUCCGUUUACAAGAGGUCUUGGUUGGACAAAAGAGCAGGUUGAGGACUUUCUGGUGUACGUCAGGAGAGACUUGAGCAACCCUCAAAUCCACUCAUAUUGGGCAAUUUACGACCUUUGCGCGAGAAAGCCAACAGAGGCGGAGUUGAGAGCGCGGGGAUGGUGA